CAAGCAGGUGUUGGUUUCGACGUGAAAGGCCAGAAAACCUCAAGUGACGAUGGCCGGUCGAGCUUCAGCACGGGGGUCUUGGGCCGUAGGCUCAGGGCGAGCCAAGGUGGCUGCGGAGGAGGAUUGAUGCCGGCUCACUUCAUAGGGGAGCAUCAGUCCUUCACUUCCAACAGCCAGGACAAGGUCGAUCAAUGGAGAGGAGCGAGGGAGCGUAGGAAAUCCACGGAUCCAGUCCGCCCCGCCAUUCAUCCUUGUGUCCAUCGGCGGAGUGCAAGCGCCCCCACCUCCCCCAAGGCGGUUCAUUUCGGUCCAGUAUUGGAGGACGUACGCUACUUUAACCAAGCCGAGCGUCCUAUAGCGGUGAGUGCAGGUUCCUCGCCUAUCAUGGGCGGCUCAUCUUGCUACUUCUCGUUGCCCCCACAGGAGCUGGGUCCGUACGAGUGGGAGCUCUCCACACCCAACUUUCCUCGCUCUCGUGUGUCUCAAGAGACCGCACCUGUUAGACUGGAUCGUAUCUACCUUUCCAACGACAGCAUGAAUCUCUUGGGCACUGUCGUGGUGGCCAAUCUUGCCUACCACAAGUCUGUCGUGUGUCGAUUCACCAUGGACUUCUGGAAUACCAUCUCUGAAGUUACGGCCCAGCAUUGCCGCGAGAUUGAAGGUCAUGACGUAUUCACGUUUACAGUCGGGCUGGCAGAACUGGUAGAUCUUGAGAUGAAGCCCAUGUUCCUUUGCGUUCGAUAUAAUGUAAACGGUCAGGAGUUUUGGGACAACAAUUCUAGUCUGAACUUUCAGCUCGACUUUAGAAAAAGGUUCUUGUGUUAG
Messenger RNA from Fusarium keratoplasticum, 825 nucleotides. RefSeq lists its product as uncharacterized. Gene Ontology annotation, cellular component: protein phosphatase type 1 complex. NCBI's taxonomy places the organism in Eukaryota, Fungi, Ascomycota, Sordariomycetes, Hypocreales, Nectriaceae. The coding region runs from base 127 to 825 and encodes 232 amino acids. The transcript has a single exon. Gene Ontology annotation, biological process: regulation of glycogen biosynthetic process. The record is from RefSeq and is a predicted model, not a curated record. Gene Ontology annotation, molecular function: glycogen binding; protein phosphatase 1 binding.